GUGGCCAGUGUGCUAUUGAAGUGGAAGCAAAGAAACUACCACCACCAGCAGCCUAGUGGUGAAUGGUGAUCCACUGAUCUAUCUUUGCCUUCAUAUAAUCUUACCAAGAUCGGUUGAUUUUUGUGUUGCUGCUGCUUGCAUUCUUCUUCUCCAUUGCCAUGGCCUCCGACCGCGUCGAGGUCGACACCGCCCGCCCUUUCCGGUCCGUCAAGGAGGCCGUCGCCGUGUUCGGCGAGCGCUUCCUCGUCGGCGACGGCCAUUCCAGGCGGCCCAGCAAUGGCAAUGGCUAUGCUGCUGUCGUUGAUAUCGCCAUUGCCAAUGCCAAGCACGAAGCCGGCAGCAGUAGCAGUGGUGACAAUGUUUCUUCUUCUCCUGAUGCCAUGGAAGCUGAGCCUGAGGAGGAGGAUGCGGCACCGGCCGUCGUGCCGAUGUACUCGGCGCCGUCCUCGCCGCAGUCGUCGCCGAACGGCGAGGAGGCCGAUGACGAGCGCGACGGCGGCGUGGUCGACGCGGCGGGGGCGAUGGUGGUGCGGUCCGUCAAGAAGCUGGAGGCGGAGGUGGCCGAGACGAGGCAGGAGGUGGCGCAGCUCAAGAAGAGGGGGAGCGAGAUGGAGAUGGCCGUGGCUUCGCUCACCGCGCAGCUCCACCGCGGCCUCUCCAAGCUGGCGGAGCUGGAGGCCGACAGGGCGGCGCGGCGCAGCAUCGGGGGCGACACCGACGUGAUGGUGGCGACGUUCAGGAGCGAGCGGUGGGGCGGCAUCGGCGGCGGCGACAUCGCCGCCUCCGGCAAGUCGUACGAGUACCUGCCGUCGUUCAGCCACGCGCUCAGCCUCGGCGAGGUCGACGACGGCGAGCUCGUCGGCAGGAGGCGGAAGGCGCGGAAGGUGAAGCCGAUCGUGCCUCUCAUCGGCGACAUCAUCUUCUCCAGGAGGAAGAGCACGAAGGACAAGGGCGAUGGCUUCUACAGCAAUGGCGAUCUUUACAGUGUUCUUGGCUGAUCUCAUCUCAUCUGAUCACUAUGUGUGUGUGCUCAGCUGCUCAUGUUUGUGGCUGCUUGUUUGCAAUUUGGAUGAUCAAAUUUGCUCAUUUUUUUCCUUUUUAGUUUGGUUUUGUUUUUCUUUCUGUUCUUUGUUUGUGUGGAUUGUGCAGGGGAGUUGGAGCAAAUGUAAAAUAUUGGUUACUGCUUAUGUGAUGUGUUGGUAUUUUCAGGUCAUGAACAGCUCACUCUGCAGUGGAACAUGAAU
Molecule: messenger RNA, 1244 nt
Organism: Oryza brachyantha (malo sina)
Lineage: Eukaryota; Viridiplantae; Streptophyta; Magnoliopsida; Poales; Poaceae
Exons: 1
Coding region: 159-998 (279 amino acids)
Source: RefSeq, a predicted model, not a curated record